AAACUCCAUCGUCUUCGCUCUGCGCGCCCUUGUUCUUCACCACUCCCUCUCUCAUUCUCCCUCCGUGUCGCCGCCGCCUCUCUCCGGUUGUUGCAGCGCCGUCGUCUUCCCUGCUGCCGCAGCCUCUCUACCAGCGGUUUGCACUCAUUCUCCCUUUCCUGUCGCCUUCGCCAUCGUCUUCCCUUCUGCCGCAGUCUCUCUCCAGCGGGCUUGUACUGAUUUUCAACUAUAUCGUUGUUACUGAUUAACCAAUUCAAAAUCCAAUGGGGAGGGCCAAGAAAGGACCCAAAUUUGCAGUCGUGAAGAAGAUGAUCUCUUCUAAAGCGAUUAAAAACUACAAGGAAGAGGUCUUGAAUCCAAAAAAGAAAGAUCUAACGAAAGAAAAUCUCCCGAGAAACGUUCCAAAUGUUCCUUCAGCACUUUUCUUCAAAUACAACACUGCAUUGGGGCCCCCUUAUCGGGUUUUGGUGGAUACAAAUUUCAUCAAUUUCUCCAUUCAAAACAAAUUGGACUUGGAGAAGGGAAUGAUGGAUUGUCUGUAUGCAAAAUGCACCCCUUGUAUAACAGAUUGCGUGAUGGCUGAACUUGAGCGAUUAGGUCAGAAGUAUCGCGUUGCUCUUAGAAUAGCUAAGGACCCACGAUUCGAGAGACUACCAUGUACUCAUAAAGGAACCUAUGCUGAUGAUUGCCUUGUCGAAAGGGUGACUCAGCAUAAGUGUUAUAUCGUUGCCACUUGUGACAGAGAUUUAAAGCGUAGGAUUCGUAAGAUUCCUGGUGUACCAAUCAUGUACAUAACCCGACAUCAGUAUUCAAUUGAGCGGUUGCCUGAAGCAACAAUGGGAGGAGCUCCAAGGAUGUGAUUGUGGCAGUUUGCAAGGAUGACAAAAGGAAAAGAAUUUUUGAAGAGGUUUCCCCAUGUAACUUACUUUUGGCCUUAGGUUAAUGCUGUAUUUAUACGGUGUUUAAGAUUAUAUUUUUGACUGGCAUGAGCUUAGUCUGAUAGAAUUAAUCACAUAUUUGUUUGAAUGAAUAUCAGCCAUAUCAUAUAUGGUGGAUUUGCUUCUCCA
Messenger RNA from Cucurbita pepo subsp. pepo (vegetable marrow), 1067 nucleotides. RefSeq names its product PIN domain-like family protein. The record is from RefSeq and is a predicted model, not a curated record. NCBI's taxonomy places the organism in Eukaryota, Viridiplantae, Streptophyta, Magnoliopsida, Cucurbitales, Cucurbitaceae. Gene Ontology annotation, cellular component: small-subunit processome.